AUGGUGCGUCAGAGUCGAUCUGAGUGGAAAGCAGAAUACUCCAAAAGACUUUCACGACAUCUUGGGGAUUGUGAGAAGUGUUUCAUUGUUGGCGUCGAUAAUGUCCGCUCUAAACAAAUGCAGCAGAUCCGAAUGGCUCUGCGGGGAAACGGCGAGCUCGUUAUGGGAAAGAAUACGCUAAUGAAGAAAGUAAUUCACGGCCAACUUGCCCGCAACAGCAAUUUGGAGAAAUUACUUCCACACAUCCGUCAGAAUGUGGGGCUAAUUUUCACGAAGGGCGAUCUUCUGGAAAUCCGGGAAAUUUUGGAGGCGAAUCGCGUUGAGGCCCCAGCAAAGGCGGGUGCAAUUGCUCCGUGUGAUGUGGUUGUCCCAGCUCAAAACACUGGUCUUGGACCGGAGAAGACCUCAUUCUUCCAGGCGCUAAAUAUCCAGACGAAGAUCUCCAGGGGUACCAUCGAGAUCGUCAAUGAUGUACCUCUCAUCAUGAAGGAUCACAAGGUGGGGAUGAGCGAAGCAACAUUGCUUAGCAUGUUGAAGAUAUAUCCCUUCAAAUACGGACUUAUCAUCACUCAAGUUUUUGAUCAAGGAUCUGUGUACGAUCCCGCCGUAUUGGACAUCACACCGGAUAUCGUCCUGGAAAAAUUCAUGGCCGGUGUCGCUAAUCUGGUCUCGUUGAGUUUGGGGUCCGGAUAUACUACAGUCGCCAGCAUCCCUCACAGUCUGGUCAAUGGGUUCAAAGAUCUUUUGGCUCUAUCAGUCGCCACGGAAUACACAUUCAGCGAAUCCGAGAAGGUUAGUCAUAAGAAAGUUAAUUUUUGUAUUUUUAAUCAUCGCCCUGAAAAGCAUGUACCUUGUCAUAAAGGCAGACGGCCCACCAUCAAGAGUUCAUUUCAUAACAUGUGGCCGUGA
This is a messenger RNA of Echinostoma caproni, 909 nucleotides long. The record is from the annotation of a GenBank genome assembly. Lineage: Eukaryota; Metazoa; Platyhelminthes; Trematoda; Plagiorchiida; Echinostomatidae.